Molecule: messenger RNA, 3375 nt
Organism: Brassica napus (rape)
Lineage: Eukaryota; Viridiplantae; Streptophyta; Magnoliopsida; Brassicales; Brassicaceae
Exons: 1
Coding region: 1135-2910 (591 amino acids)
Source: RefSeq, a predicted model, not a curated record
UGUAAUAUUACAAAUAAUGAUUUAUGGUAACCAAUUGUAGAAUUGGAGAAAAAAAUAAUAUGUUUUAUCAAUUUCUUUUUUUAUCAAUUAUUUAUAUAAUUAAAUUAAAUACUUAACUUUUUUUAUUGAAUUUUUUAUGGUUAUAUAUUCUUAUAUAAAAUAAUUAUAUUUGUAGGUAAAAAGUAUUAGAACUUUUCAUGGUUUCUAAAGUCCACACAAAGAAAUUUACAAAAUAUCUUCAUGAUAAAAGCAUCCGAUCAUUGUAUUGGUUCUACAAAAAAACUCUUUUUUUAUUUUUUGAAAGCUAGAGUAUUCUCGGUUUUUUCACACGUUAAAAUAAAAUAUAAAGUAAUUCUAUAACCAAUUAUCUGAAUUGAUUAUAAUAUUGCUUUUAUGUAAAAGAAAUAUUUGUAAUAACUAAGAUUUACGUUGUUGAACUAUUUUAAAUCUCACUGAUCUUUAAAAAUAUAUAAUAAAAAUUUUGAUUAUCCAACUAUUUGAAAUUUAAAAUUAAAAUGUUAAAAUUUUAAUUAUUAUUCAAAAAUCAUAACAAUGUAAACUUAAUAUAUAGUUCCUUAUAUAAUAUAAUUACCCUCCAAAUUGUGGGCAAACACCUAAUAGUAAGCUCAAAGUCAUUCAAAUUCUCAAGAUGUGUUUCCCGGAUUUCAAAAUUCAAUACUUCCCAAGGGUGCAAAAUGGAAUUGCUGACUCGCUAGCUAGGAAUGUCCGUUCCUUUCAUAGAUCUUUGUGUUUUGUUGGUUGUUCUAUUCCGGUCUGGUUAUCCAGACCACUUCAAGUUUGAGUAAUAGAAUAGCUGUUUGUUACCAAAAAAAUAAAAAUAAAAAACACCUAGUAGUAAUUUUAUUUGAAUCUCUCAUAGGUUCUCGUGGAUGGAGUACAAGCACAAAACAAACUUUGGCAGCUUUGAAAGCACAGUAACCCAAAGAUUCGAAUCUUAAAUAUAAGAUUAGGGGACAUGUAACCUCAAAACACACGAAAAUCUUCAUAAAAAAACUACUAAUUCUUUAACGGCUCUGUUUUUUUUUUUCUCCUUUUCGCUGUUUUAGUUAAUUAUUUAUCUAUUUCAGAUGUCCUAAUAACAAGCAAACUUCAAAGAUUUGUCAAGAGAAAAAAAUGGUCCUAGUUGAGGAGCUCUCAGACGUAACAACAUCACAUGGAGAAAAUGAUGAUGUAUCCUCCUAUGAUGAUGAUGACGAUUCAUUAACCCCAUCUAUGGUCUUCGACCAAAUCAUGGGACCCACGGUGAUGCUUGCAUCCCACGAGCACCCUUUCUACAUACACGGUAGCAGCAACGGUCACUGCGACGGAUGUCCAGAACGUAGAGACAACGGUUUCUUUGGCUACAGCUGCCCUACCUGCGACUUCACUGUCCACAAAGAAUGUGCUGAGUCAUCGCCAGAGAUUAACCAUCCUUCUCACCGGAGACAUCCCCUCACGCUCUUCAAGCAUGGCCUACCACUAGCUGCCGCAGACGAUAAGUGUCGUCUAUGUGGAGAAAAGCUUGGAAAAUUAGUAUACCAUUGCUCCAUAUGUGAUUUCAGCAUAGAUCUUUAUUGUGCGCGAAAUCCUCUUGAGUUGGUCGUUCACUACCCAAAAGGACAUGAACAUAUCCUCACUCUCAUGCCAAGGCUCAUACGCUUCACUUGCAAUGCAUGUGGUCUUGAAUCCGACCGGUCUCCUUACGUUUGUCCUCAGUGUGAUUUCAUGAUCCAUGAAGAUUGUAUCUACUUGCCACGCGUCAUAAGCAUUAUACGUCAUAGACAUCGCAUCUCUCGCACUUAUUUUCUCGGCUCUGGAGAUUGGACUUGUGGAGUUUGUCGAAGAAGAGUGGACGGGAGAUAUGGGGCGUAUUGUUGCUCUAUUUGUCCAGACUACGCGGUUCAUUCAAAAUGCGCCACGAGAAGCGAUGUGUGGGAUGGGCGAGAGCUUGAGGACGAGCCAGAAGAAAACGAUGAAUGCGAAGAGCCCUUUUGGGUUGUGAGUGACGGGGUGAUAAAUCACUUUAGCCAUCGAGAACAUGAUCUACGACUCGAAGAUGGUCUUGCUAAUAUCCUUGGCGAGCAUACUCGUUGUAGAGCAUGCGUUCGUCCUGUCUAUUCUAACUCAUUCUACAGUUGUAUGCAUUGUGAUGAUUUCGUUCUCCAUGAAACAUGUGCUAACCUUCCUCGAAAGCAACGACACGUGCUGCACAAUCAUCAACUUACUUUGUACAAUGAUGAUAGCAUAGUCAUGGACUUUCCAAGUACUCGUGGAGUAUUCUUGUGCUCUGCUUGUGACCGACUAUGCAGUGGUUUCAGGUACGAAUGUUGCAAUAUCAAGUUAGAUGUAAGAUGCGGUUCAAUAUCCGAACCAUUCUUGUACGAAUGCCAUCCGCAUCCUCUGUUCCAAACUUCAAUAGGUAGCAAGAUAUGUGCGGUUUGCAAGCAAGAGUCGGUUUAUGUUCUUUCUUGUCUGGACUGCGAUUUUGUUUUGGAUUUCAAGUGUGCUACCUUACCAAAUAGGGUAAGGUACAAAUAUGAUAGAAAGCCUCUCAGUUUAUGCUACGAUGGAGACAAGGACGUGACAGGUAGUUACUGGUGCGAGAUAUGCGAGGGAGAAAUGGAUCAAAAGAUAAUGUUCUACACUUGCGAAAGUUAUGGCUCGACUAUUGAUAUUCACUGUGUACUCGGAGACUUCAGGUAUGUGAAGCCUCGACUGCAGUUUGAGUUCAAUGGAAAAAAAUGGAAAGUGGCUUUAAAUGGUAUAAAUCGACCAGGAUGUUACAAGUGUGGCUUUCGUUGCAAAGGACCUUUUGUUGCAGUAAGGGUAGACUAUGAUAAUGGUGUUGUUUGUUCUCUUUCAUGUUUAUGGAAAGGAGAUACUUUCGAAUUUGUAAGAAGAAUAGACUAAAUGAUAUUCUCCAUGACCAUCCUUCUUUUUAUGCAAUGUAACGAUGAUUCUCCAGAAGGUUUAAUAUUUUUGUUCUUCUUGGUUUUCUUUGGCCAGCACAUGAUCAUAAUCAAGAUCGGAUGGAAUAUAUUUCCAAGUAAACUAUUAGAAAAGUUAGCAUUUGUAGAUAAAUUAAUUUUCUAUUUUAGUCUGUAAGGAAUUUACUAGACAAUUAAUUAAUGAAGUUUGUAUAAAUAAACCUACAAAACUAGAAUAAAAUAACAAAAAUUAUCCUACUAUAUAAAAGGAGCUAAAUUAUUGAUUCCUAAGCCUAUCCACAUGUGCACAAAUAUUCAGGACCAACCAAUAUGCCAAGUCAUCACGAAGUGGGCUUGCAAUUAAAAAAAAAUUCAACAAUUUGCAGCCCAUUAGACCCAUCUCCUAGCUCACUCCCGAGCCACUCUCUCAUAAGCAUAAUCCCGUGUU